Molecule: messenger RNA, 1882 nt
Organism: Coccidioides posadasii C735 delta SOWgp
Lineage: Eukaryota; Fungi; Ascomycota; Eurotiomycetes; Onygenales; Onygenaceae
Biological process (GO): oxalate metabolic process
Source: RefSeq, a predicted model, not a curated record
CCCAAGGUUCCUUUGCUCUUCGAUUUCAGGCAGCUCCCAAGUGUCUCACAAGAGCUGCAUGGUAUCAUGACACGAGGACCGCAGAUGCCAAUGUCUUGAGUUCCUCUAGCCUCACUCCAUUUUUCCGUCUUGUCCCGCUCGGCGGCGGAAAAUGCGAGGUCGGGGGCAAAAAAUAAGAAAAAAAUAAACGAAUAUGAAAAAAAAACACGAUCUGUGUUUCCUUUAAGCCCGCUGUUUCAAUUAGUGCGUGAAAAUGUUCGGGGAUCAGGGGGGCAAAGCGCCUUGCUAGGGGCAUCCUUCUUCUGCAAGGCGGAUACCGAUGGCUUCACUCUCGAGCAAUAUCAAAUGUAGAUAAAUGAGCCCUUCCGCACCUUCAUGUGGCUUCCCUUGAUACAGUCUUUCCACAGUCACUUCUCUUGAGGACCACCAUAUCCUAAGAAACAGAAAGCGAAGUGAGAUCCAAGGCGAAAGAAGGCAAAGAAUUCAGAUAAUAUGAAGUACACUUCAGCUCUUCUCGCCGGCUUCUCAGCGCUCGCGAGCGCAGGAGUUUUGCCGGGACAGUUCGAGAAGGGUAUUCCCGUUGGCGAGGAUGGCAGGGGUGCUCCAUUUGCUGGUGCUACCAACCGCGAAAUCGAUUUGCAGAACCCCAGCGCCCUCGGUGCAUCCACUGACACGGAUAGUGGUACCGUUCCAAAUCUGAAAUGGAGUUUCUCUCUUUCGAAACUCAAGAUGUUCCACGGCGGCUGGCUACGUGAACAGGUCAAGACAGAUUUACCAGCCAGUAAUGACAUUGCUGGCGCUCAAGUGCACAUGAGCAAAGGAGCAAUUCGACAGAUGCAUUGGCACCGAGUUGCCGAAUGGGGUUAUGUGUACGCCGGCCGAAUUCUCCUAUCCGCUGUCGAUGAAAACGGCCAAUUCCAGCUGGACUACCUCGACGUUGGAGACAUGUAUUAUUUCCCCAAGGGAACCGCUCAUUCUCUUCAGGGUAUGGAGGAUGAAAACGAAGUCCUGCUGUGCUUCGACGACGGUGACUUCUCUCGCGUUGGAACCACAUUUAUGAUUAACGAUUGGAUUACCCAUACGCCAAAGUCUGUCCUUGCUAAGAACUUCGGCGUUCCCGAGGGUACCUUCGACACAUCGUGGAACCCCGAUCCUCAUGUUGUUAACUCGACUGUCAGCAUGAAGAAUGUGACUGGUCCGGCAGGAGAGUUGAUGGGUAACAGCUCCUAUGUGUUCCACAGCCACCCGUCGCAGCACAAGGAGGUUCCUGGACGUGGAGGAACUAUCCAGAUUGUUGAUUCACGCAACUUCCCCAUCUCCAAGACCAUUGCUGCAACUGUCGUCACCCUCAAACCAGGCGGUCUCCGAGAACUCCACUGGCAUCCAACUGCUGAGGAAUGGCUCUACUUCCACCAAGGUACUGCACGCGCAACCGUGUACAUCGGUGCCGGCAACACUCGAACCUUUGACUUCCAAGCAGGUGAUGCUGGUGUCUUCCCAGACAAUAGCGGUCAUUAUGUUGAAAAUCUCUCCGAGACCGAAGACCUUAUCUACCUCGAAAUUUACAAGGCUGACCGGGUUGCUGACAUCUCUCUCGGCCAAUGGCUUGCCCUGACUCCAUCGGACAUGGCUGCUGCUGCCAUCAACGUACCCAUCGAGGUCAUUGAGAAUAUCAAGAAGGAGAAGCAGUUGUUGAUUGAUCCACAUUUCGCCUAAAGUAUUACGUCGGAGGCGUAGUCACGCCCUAACAGAUGUUCCUUUCAUUUCUUCUAGCUCUCUUUUCUACCUUAUUUCCCCGGUGUUCUAAUACUAGACUUACCUUUCCCCCCUUCUCACCACCCCUGGACUUCCUUAUCCGCGCUUGUACAUAUACUAAACCACC